Molecule: messenger RNA, 829 nt
Organism: Aspergillus piperis CBS 112811
Lineage: Eukaryota; Fungi; Ascomycota; Eurotiomycetes; Eurotiales; Aspergillaceae
Exons: 2
Coding region: 1-618 (205 amino acids)
Source: RefSeq, a predicted model, not a curated record
AUGGAUUUGUUUCAGGAAAACAAAAGCAGCCUCACUUUCCGGACGAGAAAACGUCUUGCUCUUCUCAAAGAAGCCUUCCAGGAGCCUGGCAAUGACGAGAAGGAGAAGGUGCCACGCUAUACCUGGGCUAUUCUACUGGUCUGCGAAAUGGAAUUCUUUGAGGAAUAUAGAAAGUGGUGCGCGGCUGACGGCCACAAGAAUCGUGGAAUUUUUGAUGAAUUCGACAUUCUGGAAGCGUGGACCAAUAUAGAAUCAGACAGCGACGAUGAUUUCUGCUCCAAUAUCAUGGCUAAAGUCCGAGAAAGAGACGCCGACAAAUGUGUUAUUACAUCUCAGUCAACUUCUAUGCUUUGCGAUAUCUGUCCAGACCACUUACUGCAAAAAUUCAGUUAUAGAUUCUGGUCGGGACUUCUCCAAUGGUGGGAUUUUGAGACGGUACAGAGAUGGAAGCUGCCAUUGUUUCCCAAUCAUCCACAUACUGAGGCGGUAGAGACUAUUCAGAAUUAUAUCUCCUUGAGUCCGGUACUGCGAAAGUAUUGGGAAUGGGGAGACUUUGUGCUCCGACCUCAUCCAAAACAUAAGCAAGCCCCCUCGCAUCAGAAAGGGGACCACAGUUAAACUUGUUGGCUUGGAAUCGGAGGAACUCAAGGAUUUGAAAUCUGGGGAUUGGAUCACUCUGACAACUUCCGAUCCGGAUAGACUGCCGCUGCCGAGCUGGGAUCUUCUGGAGUUGCGGUUUAUUAUGACAAUUUUUGCUCGAUUUGCGGGAAAGAUCGUGCCAGGGGAGGGUUGUAACCAGGAAAAAUAAAUUGAAAGGAUUGUAUUGAGG